Molecule: messenger RNA, 2379 nt
Organism: Hemiscyllium ocellatum (epaulette shark)
Lineage: Eukaryota; Metazoa; Chordata; Chondrichthyes; Orectolobiformes; Hemiscylliidae
Product: extracellular calcium-sensing receptor-like
Exons: 5
Coding region: 22-2379 (785 amino acids)
Biological process (GO): G protein-coupled receptor signaling pathway
Cellular component (GO): membrane
Molecular function (GO): G protein-coupled receptor activity
Source: RefSeq, a predicted model, not a curated record
GGUUUGCGCUUUGUACUGACGAUGAUUUUUGCCAUUGAAGAAAUCAACAAGAACCCAAGGCUGCUUCCUAAUGUUACCCUGGGUUACCGGAUUUAUGACACUUGUACCAUGCCGUCUUUAACUCUGAAAGCAACUUUCCAGUUUUUAAACAGAGAUGAAGUCAUUUCCUCCAACUUGGCUUGCUCCAAGUCUUCCACUGUCUCUGCUAUUGUUGGCGAUGCGGCAUCCUCGCAGUCUGGAGCAAUGGCAACUUUAAUUGGUCCGUUCAGGAUUCCUAUGGUCAGCUACUUUUCCACCUGCGCAUGCCUGAGUAACAGGAAUGAAUACCCAUCGUUUUUCAGAACCAUACCGAGUGACUACUUUCAGGCAAGAGCCUUAGCCCAUCUGGUGAAACGCUUUGGUUGGACAUGGAUCGGGACGGUUAGAAACGACGAUGAUUAUGGUAACUUUGGGAUGCAAGCUUUCACCGAAACUGUCCAACAUUUGGGAGUUUGCAUUGCUUUCUCUGAGUCUAUUCACAGAAGCUACCACAGAGACAAGCUACUUCGAAUCGUAGACACUGUCCGGAAAUCUUCAACCAAAGUUGUAGUGGCAUUCGUUGCGCCCGAGGAAAUGAGCAUUUUAUUCAGUGAGAUUGCUCGACAGAAUGUCAAUGGCGUACAAUGGAUAGGAAGCGAGGCUUGGGUAUCUACGCAGUUUCUACCCCCGGAAGAAAGCAGGCGGUUUGUCGCUGGCGCAAUCGGAGUUGCAAUUCGCCAGGUAGAUAUACCAGGACUGAGAGAAUUUCUCAUGGACGUCCAUCCUUCCAUGUAUCCAGGUAACCGUUUAGUGAAGGAGUUUUGGGAAUCAACUUUCAGCUGUGCACUAAGAGGCACAGAUAACAGAAUAGAUCAAGUUCCCUUAACCAUGAUGAAAGAAUGUACCGGAAGAGAGAGUUUGCGAUUGACACACAAUGAACUUACUGAUGUCUCACAGUACCGGGUGACUUACAAUGUUUAUAAAGCUAUAUAUGCCAUAGCGCAUACUCUUCAUAACAUGCUGUCGUGCAAAAGUGGCAAGGGAACAUUUGUCGAAAAUACUUGCGCAGAUAUCUCAAGUUUCCAACCCUGGCAGCUACUGCAUUUCAUGAAAACAGUCAAUUUCACGACCAAGAUCGGUGAGAACGUCUAUUUUGAUGAUAAUGGAGAUCCAGUGGCUACCUAUGACAUCGUAAACUGGCAACCCAAUGCGGCUGGCGGCGUGGACAUCAUCGGUGUUGGAGUCUAUGACGGCUCAGCCCCCCCAGGGAAAGAAAUUAUGUUAAAGGAUGAAGCAAUUAUAUGGAGUGGAGAUCAGAUUACGGUUCCACGAGCAGUUUGUUCCAAAACUUGCCCCAAUGGAACAAGGAAAGCAACAAGGAAAGGACAACCCCUUUGUUGCUUUGACUGCAUUAAAUGCGCUGAAGGUGAAAUUAGCAACGUCACUGAUUCACCAGAUUGCAUUAAGUGUCCACGGCAAUACCGGUCCAACCGGGGACGUGACGAAUGCAUCUUAAAGGAAAUCGAGUUCCUUUCUUUUGGUGAGCUGAUGGGUACUAUUUUGGUGACUCUGGCAUUUCUCGGAGCCUCUAUCACAAUCAGUGUAUUUGUUUUGUUUUAUGUUCACAGAAACACUCCAAUUGUUAAAGCAAACAACUCCGAGUUGAGUUUUUUGCUUCUUUGUGCAUUAACCUUGUGUUUUCUGUGUUCAAUGACGUUCCUUGGAGAACCUUCUACCUGGUCCUGUAUAUUGCGUCACACAGCAUUUGGUAUAAUUUUUGUGUUUUGCAUUUCGUGUGUUUUGAGUAAAACAGUUGUUGUGGUGAUGGCAUUUAAUGCAGUCCUUCCCAGCAAUAACAUGAUGAGGUGGUUUGGACCUACACAGCAGCGCUUAUCUGUGUGUGUCCUUACACUGGUGCAAUGUGUAAUAUGCUCAGUCUGGCUAAGAACAUCACCUCCUUAUCCUCUAAAGAACAGUGAUUAUUUCACUGAAAUAAUUGUUUUUGAAUGCAAUGUAGGUUCACCAAUAGCUUUUUAUUGUGCGCUGGGUUAUAUUGGAUUUCUGUCUUGUGUGUGUUUUGUGGUUGCUUUUCUAGCUCGUCAACUUCCAAACAAUUUCAAUGAAGCUAAACACAUCACUUUUAGUAUGCUUAUCUUUUGUUCUGUGUGGCUAACUUUUAUUCCAGCAUAUAUCAGCUCCCCUGGUAAAUACGCUGUAGCUGUGGAAGUCUUUGCUAUUUUAGCAUCUAGCUAUGGACUAGUUUUCUGUAUUUUUGCCCCCAAAUGUUAUAUUAUUUUGCUGAGAAAAGAUAGAAACACAAAGAAGCAUCUGAUGGAUAAAACAACUUCCAAUGAUCAUUAG